UUAAAAAAAGAAGAAAAAAAGUCCCAUUCCAAACGUCACUCGUUUGAAAGAGAGAAACUGAAAAAAUAUUGAAAAUCAAUGGAAAGUCCAGAUUUGGUACGAACUUGGAUCAACUUUCCGUCAAUCGAGAUUGACUCUGGUAAAUCCUUCCAUUUCCUUCUUCAAUUCCAAUCCAGUAAUUCUUCUCUACCAGCUCCGACAAGUCGUCAAUGGCGGCUUCUUCUUCUGCUUCUUCUUCUUCUUCUAGAUGGACGUAUGACGUCUUUCUCAGCUUCAGAGGCGAGGAUACUCGCCACACCAUCACCAACCAUCUUUACGAAGCUUUGAGGCGACAGGGCAUCGUGGUUUUCAGGGAUGACGAUGAGCUUGAGAGAGGGAAGACCAUUGCUGAAGCGCUAAUAAGAGCGAUUGAAGAAUCCAGGUCCACCAUUGUCGUUCUCUCCGAAAACUAUGCGGAUUCCAAAUGGUGCUUGAGGGAGUUGGCCAAGAUUGUCAAAUGCAAGAACACCUUAGGUCAAACGGUUCUGGUGGUUUUCUAUAAGAUUAAUUCGUCCGAUGUGAUCAGUCCCACUGGGAUAUUCGAGAAAUUCUUUCUCGAACAUGAAAGGGACUUGAAGGACAAUUUGGAAGAGGUUCAGAGCUGGAGGGACGCCAUGAGAGAAGUCGGAGGUCUACCUGGAUGGCAUGUUAACGAUGAGACUGAAACAGAGAACGUCCGAGAAAUUGUUAAGCAUGCUUUCAAUCAUCUGCGUCCUGAUUUACUUAGUAAUGAUGAGAAUUUGGUUGGCAUGAACUUGAGGUUAAGCAAGAUUAAUAUGCUUUUGGGCAUGGGGCUAGAUGAUGUGCGCUUUAUUGGGAUAUGGGGAAUGGGUGGAAUAGGGAAGAAAACUAUUGCUAGAGCUGUUUUCAAAAGUAUCGCUCGUGAAUUCCAUGGAAGCUGCUUUCUGGAGAAUGUUAGGCAAGCUUCAAAGGAUGUCGGGGGAUUAGUUUCAUUGCAGGAGAAACUUCUUUCGGCAACUCUAAUGAAAGGAAAAUUUCAUAUUGGAGGUGGUGAUGGAGCUGCAAUCAUAAAGGAAAAUCUAAGAAAUCGAAAUGUUUUUAUUGUUCUUCAUGAUGUUGAUCAUGUGAGCCAGGUGAAAGAGCUGGCAGGAGGAGAAGACUGGUUUCAUUUCGGGAGUAGAAUCRUCAUUACAACUAGAGAUGAAGGCUUGCUUGUUUCUCUUGGAGUUGAUAGGAGAUACAAUGUUGAGGGUUUAAAUGAUGAGGAGGCUCUGCAGCUCUUCUGCCAUGAAGCAUUCGGGGUGAACUUUCCUAAGAAAUGUUAUAUUGAUCUUUGUGCGAAAUUUAUAGAAUAUGCUGAGGGCCUCCCAUCAGCAAUCAAGGCUCUCGGGUCUUCCUUGCACAGUAGAACAUCAGUACAGUCGUGGGAAGAUGCAGUGGCAAAUUUAAAUGGUUCUUUAAAGAGGGGAAUAUAUGAAAACUUGAAAAUUAGUUAUGAUGCACUUGAAAUGCAAGAGAGAAGAAUUUUUCUGGAUAUUGCAUGUUUUCUUAAAGGAAGGAGCAAAGACCAAGUCAUUGACACAUUUUGGAGUUUUGGAAUUGAUGCUGCUGAUGGGCUAAAAAUUUUACAGGAGAAAUCUCUCAUAACUAUGCCUUGUGACAAAAUACAGAUGCACAAUUUACUCCAAAAACUAGGCCAAGAAAUUUUUCGUGAGGAGUCGUUGGGAAAAUGCAGUAGGUUGUGGCUUCGAAAGGAUGUCGACCUUGCUUUGAGGCAUGAUCAGGGAGUAGAUGCCAUUGAAACCAUAGUCUUGGACUUGAAUGAGCAUGGAGAGUCGUUCUUAAAUGCCAAGUUCUUUUCAGCAAUGACAGGUCUGAGAGUGUUUAGUGUUCAUAACGCGUUCCUUUUUGGAGAUCUUGAGUAUCUCUCAGAUGAGUUGAGGCUUCUCAAUUGGCGUGGAUAUCCUUUAAAGUGUUUGCCGUUUCAUUUCCAGCCCAGUGAACUAUUAGAACUCAACUUACCGAAUAGCUGCAUUGAAAAUCUUUGGGAAGGAAUAAAGAAGUUGGAUAAAUUGAAGAUAAUAAACCUUAGUAAUUCUGAGUUCUUGUCCAAGACUCCUGAUUUGUCAAUGGUGCGAAAUCUUGAGAAGUUGGUCUUGAAUGGUUGUAUAAGGCUGCAGGAGCUUCACCAAUCAGUCGGGGCUCUGAAACAUGUCAUCUUGUUGGAUCUUAAAGAUUGCAAAUCUCUCAAAAGCAUCCGUUUUAAUUUAAGUUUUGAAUCUCUCAAGAUCCUCGUUCUUUCUGGUUGUUCAAGACUCCAAAAAUUUCCAGAGGUUGUGGAAAACAUGAAACUUAUGAGAGAGCUUCAUUUAAAUGGUACUGCAAUUCGAGAAUUGCAUCACUCCAUUGGAAAACUCACUGGCCUCGUUCUGUUAGAUCUUAGAGACUGCAAAAACCUUCUUACACUUCCAAACUCGAUUGGUUACUUGACGUCCCUCAAAACUCUCACAUUGGGCGGCUGCUCAAAGCUGGAUCAGAUUCCAGAGAGCUUGGGAAACGUUUCCUGUUUAAAGAAGCUUGACGUGAGUGGUACUUCAGUUAGUUAUGCCCCGUUGUCUCUACGACUUUUGACGAACCUCGAAAUAUUCGAUUGCAAAGGCCUGUCCCGCAAAUUCUGCCAUUCAUUGUUCCCAUUUUGGAGUACGCCAAGGAAUAACAACUCACAUUCAUUUGGUUUGAAGUUGAUAACUUGCUUAUCCAAUUUUUCUUCGGUAAAGGUUCUGAUUUUUAGUGAUUGCAAGCUGCUGGAUGGUGACAUACCCAACAACCUCAGCUGCUUAUCUUCAUUGCAGUUUUUGGAUCUAAGCAGGAACCUUUUCACCAACCUGCCUGACAGUUUGUGUCAGAUUAUAGAUCUCAGAUGCCUUGUUGUGGACAACUGCAGUAAGCUCAGGUCAUUACCGAAGCUCCCGCUUGGUUUGCGUUAUGUACUCGCAAGGGAUUGUGUGUCAUUGAAAGAACACUAUAACCAAGAAGAUCACCGGCCUGUAAGCGAAAAAGACGUUAUUGUUCUUAGUUAUAGCACAUCAACUGGACACCAGAAUUCCAAAAUGCCUCAGUUAAUGCUGUCAAGUAUAUAUACGGCUUGGGAGAAUGGGGGUGAAGAUAGUAUGAGGUGCUAAACAAAACAACCGAAAGCUUUCUAUCUUCUCAAUCAACAGCUCAUGUUAUGAUUUCAUUUAAAGUAAAGAAAAACUAGAUGGGUCCCUGGCGUAAGUUUUUUCGACGACUUCUCUGCAAUAUCGUAUCAAAGAAAUCUUCUUCCACUUGACC
Molecule: messenger RNA, 3333 nt
Organism: Momordica charantia (bitter melon)
Lineage: Eukaryota; Viridiplantae; Streptophyta; Magnoliopsida; Cucurbitales; Cucurbitaceae
Source: RefSeq, a predicted model, not a curated record